GCCCGGCCCCGUGCCCAAGAUGUCGACCAAGAACUUCCGCGUGAGCGACGGCGACUGGAUCUGCCCGGACAAGAAGUGCGGGAACGUGAACUUCGCCAGGAGGACGAGCUGCAACCGCUGCGGCCGAGAGAAAACCACCGAGGCCAAAAUGAUGAAGGCCGGCGGGACCGAGAUAGGCAAGACGCUGGCCGAGAAGAGCCGCGGCCUCUUCAGUGCCAACGACUGGCAGUGUAAAACAUGUGGUAAUGUGAAUUGGGCCCGAAGAUCAGAGUGUAAUAUGUGUAAUACUCCCAAGUACGCUAAGCUGGAGGAAAGGACAGGAUACGGAGGAGGAUUUAACGAGCGUGAGAAUGUUGAAUAUAUAGAACGUGAAGAGUCGGAUGGAGAGUACGACGAGUUUGGUCGCAAAAAGAAAAAGUAUAGAGGGAAGCCAGUUGGUCCAGCAUCUAUCCUGAAAGAAGUGGAAGAUAAAGAAUCUGAAGGGGAAGAUGAGGAGGAUGAGGAUGAAGAUCUUUCCAAAUAUAAAUUGGAUGAGGAUGAGGAUGAAGAUGAUGCUGACCUUUCAAAAUAUAAUCUUGAUGCUAGUGAAGAAGAGGACACUAAUAAGAAAAAGAAAUCCAAUAGGCGCAGUCGUUCUAAGUCUCGAUCUUCCCACUCACGAUCUUCAUCGCGCUCAUCCUCCCAUUCAAGCUCAAGGUCUAGGUCCAGGUCCCAUUCAAGAAGCUCUUCCAGCUCCAGAUCAAGAUCUCGCUCCAGCUCCCAAGAGCACUCUAGAUCUCGUGGGUCGAAAUCAAGAUCCAGCUCCAGGUCCUUGAGGGGGUCUUCAACCCCAAGGAAAAGAUCUUACUCAAGCUCUCGCUCCUCAUCUUCGCCCGAGAGAAGCAAGAAGCGAAGUCGCUCUAGAUCUUCUUCAUCUGGUGAUCGCAAAAAAAGACGAUCGAGAUCACGGUCACCCGAAAGACGCCGCAGAUCAUCAUCCGGAUCUUCCCAUUCUGGUUCCCGUACAAGUUCUAAAAAGAAAUAACGUAUUAAAGUUCACAAUUUAAAAAAAAAAAAAAAAAGAAAAGAAAAUCCAGUCAGUGCAUGAGCCAUAUUUUUAAGAAGUUGGUGUCUUACUUGGUCAGAAGUGCUGAAUCUGCUAGUAGAGGUGCAUGUCUGUCCUUGCUUUCUGGAAAAUUGCAGCUUUGUUUAUUCACAAGAAAAAGUGAGGUAGCAUUUUAAGCCAUAAACUCCCCAGAGGAGGUGUGAAGUUUUGCUGUUUGAGUAAGUUGUUUUCUUUCUUU
This is a messenger RNA of Tinamus guttatus (white-throated tinamou), 1283 nucleotides long. It is a transcript of the gene ZRANB2, whose product is annotated as zinc finger RANBP2-type containing 2. Gene Ontology annotation, biological process: RNA processing. Gene Ontology annotation, molecular function: RNA binding; lipopolysaccharide binding. The record is from RefSeq and is a predicted model, not a curated record. Lineage: Eukaryota; Metazoa; Chordata; Aves; Tinamiformes; Tinamidae.